Morus notabilis is the source of this 1202-nucleotide messenger RNA. Its product is annotated as vacuolar protein sorting-associated protein 28 homolog 2. Bases 303 to 932 code for a protein of 209 amino acids. Gene Ontology annotation, molecular function: protein-containing complex binding. The transcript has 2 exons. Lineage: Eukaryota; Viridiplantae; Streptophyta; Magnoliopsida; Rosales; Moraceae. Gene Ontology annotation, cellular component: ESCRT I complex. The record is from RefSeq and is a predicted model, not a curated record. Gene Ontology annotation, biological process: protein transport to vacuole involved in ubiquitin-dependent protein catabolic process via the multivesicular body sorting pathway.
CAGCAAUAACAUUUACACGCCAACCCACACGCAACCCCCCCAUUCUCUCUCUCUCUCUCUCUCUCCUCUCUCUGAUCAUCUUCUUCUCCCUCUCUUCUUCUCCGACACAAUCAGAGCUCCUCAACUUCUCUCUCUCCGCGUUUUCCCUUUCCUGAAGAAGGUUCUUUCUCUUUGCGCGUGUCCCGUUCUCUUCUCCAAUCCUCCACACACACAUUGGCAAAAGCCUAAAACCCACUUGUCUACCUAAACCUCCAAAUUUACCUAUUACUAUCUACGCAUCAAACAAAUACAAAACCACCCAAAUGGAGGUUAAGCUAUGGAACGACAAGCGCGAGAGAGAAAUGUACGAGAACUUUGCCGAGCUAUAUGCCAUUAUUAAGGCCACUGAGAAGCUUGAGAAGGCCUAUGUUCGAGACAUAAUCUCCUCGGCCGAGUACGAAACCGAGUGCAUAAAACACAUUGCCCACUUCAAGACCUUAGCUUCCACACUCAAAGACACCAUCCCAAGCAUAGAGCGCUUUGCAGACACUUAUAAAAUGGACUGCCCGGCUGCGAUAAACCGCCUGGUGACUUCCGGGGUGCCUGCCACGGUGGAGCACAGGGCUUCUGUGGCGGCUGCGGCAACAACCUCAGCCGCCACAGUGGCAGAGUGCACGCAGAAUUUCAUCACGGCCAUGGACACUUUGAAGCUCAACAUGGUUGCAACAGAUCAGGUUCACCCCGUGCUGUCCGACAUCUUGAAUUCGCUCAACAAGCUGAGCUUUUUGCCUCCUGAUUUCACGGGGAAGGUGAAACUGAAGGAGUGGAUGGGAAGGCUGUCAAAGAUGGGGGCGGCGGAUGAGUUGACGGAGCAGCAGUCUCGGCAGCUUCAAUUUGAUCUCGAGUCAUCUUACAAUUCGUUUAUGGCAGCUUUGCCUAAUGCUGGCACUUGAUUGAUUUGUUCAAGUGUAAAUAAGUGGACAUCGACAUGAUGUUUUGCUUUUGGGGGAUUCGACAUAUAGUGUCUUUGUUAGUUGUAGGUACUUGGUUGGAACUCGGUGAUUACUUGGGAUGCGUUUACUAAUUUUGUGAUCCCUGUACACUUUUAAGGAUGUAUGAUCGUAGUAUUGAUGCUUUAUGGAGUCAUGGAAGAUAUGAUUUUCAUGUUAUAAUAUGGAAGUUCUUUCUUGAUUCUUAAUGGAUAUAUGUUCUUUUUCAGUUUU